Messenger RNA from Rhinolophus ferrumequinum (greater horseshoe bat), 1248 nucleotides. It is a transcript of the gene NUDT5, whose product is annotated as nudix hydrolase 5. The coding region runs from base 279 to 1034 and encodes 251 amino acids. The record is from RefSeq and is a predicted model, not a curated record. The transcript is spliced from 12 exons. Gene Ontology annotation, molecular function: ADP-ribose diphosphatase activity. Lineage: Eukaryota; Metazoa; Chordata; Mammalia; Chiroptera; Rhinolophidae. Gene Ontology annotation, cellular component: nucleus. Gene Ontology annotation, biological process: nucleoside phosphate metabolic process; ribose phosphate metabolic process.
GGGAGGUAGCAAGUGCACGUCUACUUAUAACCGCUAGGCGCGGCUCUCAAGCAGUAGCACCGGCUUCUCUGGAGACUGCUCCUUCGGAUUCGUGCUUUCUUCUUUCGUCCCCCUUCCCAAAGGAGUACCCUUCCCUUCACCCCACAGCUUGGAGUAGGGCCUUUUGUGUACUCUUCUACCUGGGGCACUUCUCCCAGAUCUUCACAUGAGAAAAGCAGCUUUGAUGACAGCGUGAACUUCUUCCCUGAGGACUGUAUAAAGACUUAACUAGUUUGGAAAUGGAUAACCAGGAACCAACGGAUUCUUCUCAAAAUACCAAACAGUUUAUUAUUUCAGAGGAGUUAACUGCAGAAGGAAAAUGGGUCAAGCUUGAAAAAACAUCUUACAUGGAUCCUACUGGUAAAACAAGUGUAUUUGGGAUGGGACCUUCAGUGCUUUGCCAAGCACUGUCUUCUUCAGUCUUUAGGACUAACCUUAAGAGGCAGCAGAGAGAGCUAUAUCAAAGAACUUGGGAAACGGUGAAACGUACAACCAGAAGAGGACAGUCGGCUGACGGUGUGACAAUUAUCCCGGUACUGCAAAGAACUCUGCAUUAUGAAUGUAUCGUUCUGGUGAAACAGUUCCGGCCACCCCUGGGGGGCUACUGCCUGGAGUUCCCCGCAGGUCUCAUAGAUGAUAACGAAAGCCCAGAGGCAGCUGCUCUGCGGGAGCUGGAGGAAGAAACUGGCUACAAAGGUGACGUUGCUGAAUGGUCCCCAGCUGUAAGUAUGGAUCCAGGUUUGUCAAACUGUACCACACACAUCGUGACAGUAACUAUUAAUGGAGAUGAGGCUGAAAACGUGCGACCUAAGCCAAAGCCCGGAGAUGGAGAGUUUACGGAAGUAAUUUCCUUACCAAAGAACGAGCUGCUGAAGAGACUUGAAGCUCUGGUAGCUGAAGAAAAUCUGAUGGUGGACGCCAGGGUCUAUGCCUACGCUCUGGCCCUGAAACAUGCAAAUACGAAGCCCUUCGAAGUGCCCUUCCUGAAAUUUUAAGGCCAGAGGACAACGGCCAUGUUUUUGUAAAUGAGGCCCCCAGUCCUCCUCCACUAAGACUUUGUAUUCAGCUUCGUUUAAUGUAGAUUUGAAAUGAGCUUUUUCAUAAAAUAAAGGCAACAAAAAAUGCAUGUGGUGGUAUGGAAUUAUAAUUACAGGUAGGCUGUAGCUUUCAUUUAAAUGCUAAACAACUAAUUAUGAAAAAGAACAUAAA